AUGGGUGUUUCAGUGAAAGGUGCUCCUAACUUGGACUAUUUUACACCAGAGCAACCAAUUCUAGGGAAGUUUAUAAAGUACAAAGAAGAUGAAGAUGGAUCAAGUGAGAGAGAUCCCCCAAAGUUGUUCAAGCCCUUGAAGAUUAGGGCACUAGAGAUACCCAAUAGAAUAGGUGUCUCUCCAAUGUGUACUUAUUCCACAAAUAAUUAUAUGCCAACUGAUUUCCAUCUAAUGCAUUACGGCUCUUUAGCAACUAGAGGGCCUGGUAUCAUUAUAGUAGAAUGUUCUGCCGUUUCUGAAGGAACUGCCGUUACAGUAAAUGAUAUGGGAAUAUGGAACAAAGAACAAGCUUCUGAACAUUUUUCUAAAAUUGUUAAGUUUGCACAUUCGCAAAAUGUUAUAGUAGGUUGCCAGCUUGGUCAGUUUAUGAGAAAGGUGGUUCAGAAUGUAGAUGAAGAUAACAAGGCGCACAAUGUGGAGGUUGGGAAAGAAGCGCAUGAUCUUUCCACUGAAGAAAUUAAGACUAUUGUAGAGCAGUGGGGUACCGCAGCUAAAUUAGCAGUUGAAGUAGCAAAGUAUGACUUCAUUGAAAUUCAAGCUGGAAAAGGGCACAUUACUAAUGAGUUCUUCUCAAGACUAACAAAUAAAAGAAAAGAUGAAUAUGGGGGAAGUUUUGAGAAUAGAAUUAGAAUAUUACUAGAAAUAAUAGAUAACGUUAGAAAAAAUAUUCCGGAAGAUACGCCCCUGUUUAUUAGGUUGAAGGCCUGUGAUAACUUAGAUCAUCCUGAUGCUUGGAGCACAGACGAAACCAUAAAAUUAUCAUUUGAACUGGCUAAACAUGGGGUAGAUGUCCUAGAUAUAGCUGGAAGAGGUUUACGAAUCGGUCCCAAGUCCGAAAAAGAAAAUAAGAUUAUAUUUCUGCAACAAUUAAAGGAGGCUCACAAAGGCAAAACUAAUCUUUUAAUUGCUUCAUCUGGUGUGAUAUCCACUGCUGAUUAUGCCUCCGAGCUUUUAGAUAAAGAGGCACAAGAUAUAAUUCUUGUUGGUCGUCCAUUUUUGAAAAAUCCAAAUCUUGUGUCAUUUUGGGCAGAUGACGUGAAUAUUACUGUAACAAAUGCAGUACAGUAUUCAUGGGGAUUUUACCCAACAAAGAGUCACUUAAGUUGA
Messenger RNA from Nakaseomyces glabratus, 1167 nucleotides. RefSeq lists its product as uncharacterized. Lineage: Eukaryota; Fungi; Ascomycota; Saccharomycetes; Saccharomycetales; Saccharomycetaceae. Gene Ontology annotation, cellular component: intracellular anatomical structure. Gene Ontology annotation, molecular function: NADP binding; NADPH dehydrogenase activity; FMN binding. The record is from RefSeq and is a predicted model, not a curated record.